Messenger RNA from Halteromyces radiatus, 606 nucleotides. Its product is annotated as HSF-type DNA-binding-domain-containing protein. Gene Ontology annotation, molecular function: sequence-specific DNA binding; DNA-binding transcription factor activity. NCBI's taxonomy places the organism in Eukaryota, Fungi, Mucoromycota, Mucoromycetes, Mucorales, Cunninghamellaceae. The transcript is spliced from 3 exons. The record is from RefSeq and is a predicted model, not a curated record. Gene Ontology annotation, biological process: regulation of DNA-templated transcription. The annotation marks the transcript as partial.
GUUUUAGACAAUCAGUAUCAACAUUUGAUCUCUUGGAGUUAUACAGGAUCUUCUUUUAUUGUAUGUAAUAUUAUGGAAUUCUCUCGUGAUGUCUUACCCAAACAUUUUAAACAUAAUAACUUUUCAAGUUUUGUCCGUCAAUUGAAUAUGUAUGGAUUCCACAAAGUGAACAAGUCACCAAGAGGUCAUCGUACACUAGCCGAGAAUCAGAUUUGGGAGUUCUCUCAUCAAAAGUUUUUACGUGGAAGACCUGAAUUAUUGGAUGAUAUCAAACGAAAAACCAUGGAAACAUCUGACAAUCAACAACGUUUGGCGAAUGGUGAUAUUCAAGCACAUAUGGACAUGAUUCAAACUUCUCAAUCUGAUAUGAUGCAACAACUCUCAAGCUUGUUUGAAAACUUUAAUCAUGUGGUGAAGGAACUCAAUGAUACAAGAAGGAAACAAGAAUCUCAAGAUCAUUUACUACGUAACAUGAUGCAGUAUAUUUGUCACCAAAACAAUGGACAAUUACCUCCAGAAUUGAAUAUGGAAUCAUUUCAUGUCAGUAAUGUAGUCAAAACUGAAAAACAAACACCAUCUAUAUUCGUUACAUCACAUCAACCUAGU